Bombina bombina (fire-bellied toad) is the source of this 882-nucleotide messenger RNA. RefSeq names its product ATP-dependent DNA helicase Q4-like. The record is from RefSeq and is a predicted model, not a curated record. Gene Ontology annotation, molecular function: nucleic acid binding; 3'-5' DNA helicase activity; four-way junction helicase activity. Lineage: Eukaryota; Metazoa; Chordata; Amphibia; Anura; Bombinatoridae. The transcript is spliced from 6 exons. Gene Ontology annotation, cellular component: chromosome; nucleus; cytoplasm. The annotation marks the transcript as partial. Gene Ontology annotation, biological process: double-strand break repair via homologous recombination; telomere maintenance.
AGACCCCCACAGAGGUGUACGAUGCUCUCGCAGAGUUAGGAUAUCGCUCAUUCCGGCCUGGUCAAGAAAAAGCCAUCAUGAGGAUCCUGUCAGGGCUGUCUUCGUUGGUUAUUCUUUCUACAGGAAUGGGAAAGUCUCUGUGUUACCAGCUGCCUGCAUAUCUCUAUGCCAAGAGAUCGCCGUGUAUCACCCUUGUUAUUUCCCCACUAGUUUCGCUCAUGGAUGACCAGGUUUCUGGGUUGCCCUCGAAGCUGAAAGCUGUGUGUAUCCACUCCAACAUGACAAGGAGUCAGAGGGAGGCAGCAAUUGAGAAGGUGAAGCAGGGCAGUGUGCAUGUUCUGCUCUUGUCCCCUGAGGCUUUAGUUGGUGGUGGCCAGUCAGUUUCCAGCUGUUUGCCUGCAGCUGACCAGUUGCCUCCUGUGGCUUUUGCCUGCAUAGAUGAAGUGCACUGUGUGUCCGAGUGGUCCCACAACUUCCGUCCCUGUUACCUACGACUGUGCAAGGUUCUUCAUGAGCGUCUUGGUGUGCGGUGUCUUCUUGGUCUCACUGCUACUGCAACUAUAGCUACAGCACAGGAUGUUGCUCGUCACCUUGGUGUGUCAGAUGAAGGGGGUGUGCCUGUAAGACUUCCAGGGGUACCCCCAAAUCUUCAUCUCUCUUCUUCUGUGGAUCGAGACAAGGAUCAGGCGCUGAUAACGCUGCUUAAGGGGGAGCGAUUUGGUUGUCUUGAUUCAGUUAUCGUUUACUGUACAAGGAGGGAGGAGACAACAAGGAUAGCGGCUCUUCUGAGAACUUGUCUACAAGGGGUGACUGUGAGCAGGAGCCAGACCGAGGGCACUGAGGACCCUGAAGACACUAUGAGUAACAGGAAAAAAGCACAAG